Messenger RNA from Lindgomyces ingoldianus, 810 nucleotides. RefSeq lists its product as uncharacterized. The record is from RefSeq and is a predicted model, not a curated record. Bases 1 to 810 code for a protein of 269 amino acids. Lineage: Eukaryota; Fungi; Ascomycota; Dothideomycetes; Pleosporales; Lindgomycetaceae. The transcript is spliced from 7 exons.
AUGACGGAUCUCUUCGCAAGCGACCAACUCACCCCCAGAAAAGCCACUCAGGGCGUCGAGCACGAGUAUCGAAAUGCCCAGGCGUACCAUGUUGAUGGCAACCUCACGCGACCUGGAAUACGCCUGAAGGAUGGUGUGCCAAUUGCUUCCCAGGUUGUGGCUGGAGCACGCCAUGUUGUGGUUGCGAAAAGGCCCCCGAUCAACCGAGACCAGAAGCUUUCAUGUGAUAUCUUGUCGUCAUUGGACUCUGACUUAAUAUUGCACUCUCCACCGACCGAGGACGUUAGCGAUGUAUUGCAGAAGAAGUCCAGCUGUAUGGAAAUAGAGAAGUCCAUGUACGAGGACCCAUUACUGGCAGCAGAGCUUGACAUCAGUUUCUUGUUCUGGCCUGUCGCGAAGAACUUCCUUCAGUGGUGCUUUAAUAUCCGCGCUGGGACACGGAACACCGGUCCGGGCGAUUGUGCUCCCAUUGAUUUCAAUCAAGUGAAUCUUCUCCUCGAGCUGUCUGUACAUAUGGUUGAAAAAAACUUCUCAUUGUUCUUCAAGUGCAUUUCAGAAGAUGGAAAUCGCAGCCUCAUCCGAUUUUGGCCUCCAAUCAGCAGCAUAGGCAUUCAACAGUUUACUUUUGCCGGUAUAGUUAUCAGUAGCCUAAUGGAAGGCAUGGCGCCAAGUGAAAGAACGAAAAGGGAAGGGUCGAAUAGAUCUUAUAUGCUUAUCUGUUUAGCCCCUCUGCUCAAUAGGUGUCAUUGCCAGAGCUCACACGAUGCACCCCUAAGGUCUUACGGUAAGCGAAGUAAGCCCCGUGAUUAG